Aegilops tauschii subsp. strangulata is the source of this 3673-nucleotide messenger RNA. NCBI's taxonomy places the organism in Eukaryota, Viridiplantae, Streptophyta, Magnoliopsida, Poales, Poaceae. The record is from RefSeq and is a predicted model, not a curated record.
ACCCAUCUUUUCCGCUCCCGGUUUCUUCAACCCACCAUAUCCAAUCUGCGGCGGCUCCAAGCCUCGCCCCGAGAGGUGCCCUCUGCCGGCUACGUCUGGUCUCCUCCGUCGACGACCUCACCAGUCAGGGCCGGUCGGCUUCCCUUGUCCUCCCCGUGCCCUAGCCGCACCUCUCCUGGCGUCGUCCUCAACGUCCGCAAGCCAGGUCCAUGCCGGCGUCAUCCUCCUGCAAAAAUUCUGCCACAUCAAGCCGGCGCACCCUCGAAUCCCAUCUGCUCUAUCAAGCAGUGCUCACCUGGCGAGGAAGGUCAUUUCCAUACUAUGAAGAUCUUUUCGCUCUAUAUGAUGGACGCUAUGCUCAGGGAAGGAGUUGUCAUGGCAUGGAUUAUUAUGCGAACAAAGCAACGCAACUCUCACAGUUUCCCACAUCACAUUCACCACAAUUGCAAGGGCCAGAGGCGCAUUUGCACACACCUACACCAACCAUACAUGCUCCUGGUGAUUCAUCCAUGCAAUUUGAAAUUGAAGAGGAUAGUGAAAACACAAAUUGGUUUUCUAGCAACAAUACAUUCAGUCAAGUGGAGGCAAACCCGACUCAAGGAAAUGACUUGACAUUACAUGCUCCAUCGCAAGUUGAAACAAUACCAAUUUCCUCACAACGUGUUGGACAGACCUUGCAUGAAAUUCCACAAGUUGUACAUCGCAAUCCUCGACCAUCUAGCUCAGCUCCUGUGGUUACCAGCAGAAAGAGAGCGAAAAAGCAAAAGACGACUAGUAUUGAUGAUUUUCAUGAGAGAUACCUGAAACUCAGAAGGGAAGAAAUAAAUAGGUUUGCAGCCAUUGAGGAGAGGAAAUUAAAGGACCCCUUCAGCAUCAAAAAAUGCAUCAAAGCACUUGAAAAGUUGGAGGGUCUUUCGAUGGCAGAUAUGCUAAAAGCAGCGGACAUCUUCACCGCCAACAAGGAGAACAGGGAAGUAUUUCUAUCAUUUUCAAGUAACGAAUUACGAUUAGGUUGGUUGACUGGAAAAGUUCGGAAUUCCUAAUCAAAUGGAAUUAGUAUUUCGUGCUAGCUUAAAAUUGAGAUAUAUUUUGUACAUGUGCAUUUAUGGACACAUGGUUAUGAUCCUUGGCGUAGGUAACUUGUAAUAGAAUGUGAUAUAUUUUGUACAUGUGCAUCUCUGGGCACAUGGGUGUGAUCCUUGUCAUAGUUAACUUGUAGUAGGUUGUGCAUGUGCAAUACUGGGCACAUGAUUGUGGAAGUGUCAAAAUCAUUCAACUUUUAAUGCAGUGUUAAAUGGCUCUUAAAGCAAUGUCUUUCUGCAGUGUUUGACUAAAAUAAUCAUAUUAAAUGAGUGGAGUACAGUACAGCCAAAUAAUUACAUAACAUGAGAGAAAAUUACACAAUACAUAUGCUUAUCUUCUGGCAAUGUAAUCUGCCCACAUUUGCACUGCCAUGGUAUCCCGCAUCUCAUUUCCAGCUUGUCUCAAGUUGUUAAAUACAAUCACAUCUUUUUUGUAUUUCACAUCUCCAUCUGGUACAUCCUUCAUAUUGCUUUCAUUAAUAUCCAUUGUAGCUCUGUCAGGCAGUGUCAUAUCUCCAUCGUGUAGCCUUAUGAAAUUGUGCAAUACACAACAAGCUACAACAGUAUCAACUUGUGUGUCAAUAUCAAACAUUGUAGCUGCCUUUAGUAUGGGAUACCUUGCUUUCAGUAUGCCAAUAAUUCUUUCGACAUGAUUUCGUAGUUGAGCAUGUCGAAGGUUAAAUAACUCCUUGUAGCAUUGUGGCCUUUGUUGAACUCUUCCUUGUUCUUGUAAAUGAUAUCUAGUUCCUCGGUAUGGAGCAAUGAAUUGGGGUGUAUUUGCAUAACCCGCAUCUACAAGAUAAAAUUUACCAGGCGGUACAUUGAAUCCAUGGUCUAGUGCAUCUUGCAAAACCCUUGCAUCUGAUGCAGAUCCCUCCCAUCCAGCAUGUACAUGCACAAACUUCAUGUCAAAAUCACAUGCAACCAUUACGUUUUGUGAAAGACCUUGUUUUCUAUUUCUGUAUGGAUCUUGUUGCCCAGGAGGAAUAGUCAUGGGAAAGUGAGUACCAUCUAUAGCUCCAAUACAGUUCUGCAGAUUUAGUUCUAUAGUUAGAUAUAUAAAUAUAAGCUAGAUUUACUUAAUACCAAUUCACCAUGAUAGGACUUGAAAACAAUUACCUUAAAGUAUGAAAACUUUUGUUGCCUUAAUAUAGGAUGCUGGUGUACAGAAGGUUGUAUGUAGUUGCAUGUGAGCCGUGUAAUCGCGUUGAGCACGGCGUGGAAAUAAGUACUAACUGAAUCUGCACCGUGUUGGAAUCUGUCUUGCAAUGUUCUGUUGGUUGCGUUCUUUGAUACUGCAUAUAAAAAUAUGGCUACUUGCUCUUGCACAGAGAUAUACCUUGCAUCCUGGAGAAGUCGCUUUUCUUGCAGUUUUUGUACUAAAGCUUGAAAGAUUGAUCUCUCCAUAUGGAACCGCCAUUCACAUAGAACCUCGUGGCCGGUAAGAGCUUCAUGCACAUAAGUAGCUCCAUUCAAGAUGGAUGUAUGUAUUGCUCUCCUCUCAGAUGAUUGGGAUGAGCUACCUUGUACUGUAGGGAGUAUGAAAUGUACAAAAUCAUCUUCGUUUCUUGACCGCCGGCUAUAGUUUGGAUCCAUUCAGCUUCAGGAAUGAAUGGAUUUUGAGGUUGGAAGAAUGAAUGGAUUGCUCCUACAAGAAUGAACUAUGCUUUCCUAGAGAAGUUCUUACAGGGGAGGAGAAGAAAUGACAAGCAAGUUGCUGGCAGUGCAUUGUUUGUGCUUAAAUAGCAAGAGAAAGAAGAAGCAACGGCUAGAGAAACAACAGCAAGAAUACAAUGCCCAGGCACAUAACGGCUAGUUCUGUUUCCUAGAGAAGUGUGCAGAUUCCAAAACUUUUUCCCUUUGUUCAGAACACCCCCAUAAGUUCCCAUUCCUCUUAGUGGAAGCCUGUAGGUUUCACUUUGCACUCCAUCCCAUACCUAUGCUUUUUCCUUCUCCUCUGUUUUGUCAACCCAUGUCCCGAACAGGGCCUAAAGGGAAAAACUGUCCCAAAUAAUCUGAUGUGCGGGCCCAUAUGUAGAAAUAGAGGAAAACAUUUUUCUUGUGCCAUUUUGUCUAGCUAUCAAUGAAACGUGUGCCGUUUUAUCAAAAAAAUGAAAGGUGGGUCAUACGAUAAAUGUACGAGGAAAAGUGUUGUCAUUUUAUCAAGUUGCUCAUGUUUGAUUAACUAUGUAUAGUUUUAGCUUUCGCAAACCAGCGUCUCUUGGAUUGCCCUACUACUUACGAAGCAAAAUGACAUGUCUAUGUGGUCUGCACUUUAUUAGUUAUACAUGGCUUCACAUGACUUUGUGCAGCAGACAAGGCGUACUUGUUUCACCACUAAUGAACUGUACAUAUUGUUUUCUUGAUUUUUUUUACUUUAGCUACAUAGAUGCUCAGUAUGUUUCAUAAAUGUACCAUUUGGGGAAGUGUUUAUGCAUCUUAAUUAGGCAUGAGUAAGAUCAGAACAAGUCAAGUUAUGUACAUUUUGAAAUAUAUCCAAACUAGAUAUAGUUUCAGUCAGUUGAAUCACAUACGCUUGCACGGUUAUGCCAACUGUUGUUUGCCUACCAAUCUGAUACUACUUUGAAACA